Molecule: messenger RNA, 1293 nt
Organism: Acanthosepion pharaonis
Lineage: Eukaryota; Metazoa; Mollusca; Cephalopoda; Sepiida; Sepiidae
Source: the annotation of a GenBank genome assembly
AUGUUUAUAUCAAUUAUUCAUUUACAUAUCUAUCUCAUCUGUCCGUAUCUAUCUAUCUUAAUCUUUUCGUAUCUAUAUACCUAUCUAUCUCAGUUUCUUCAUGUCUAUCUGUCUGAGUUUGUUCAUCUCUAUCUAUCUAUCUAUCUAUCUAUCUAUCUAUCUAUCUAUCUAAGUCUUUUCAUAUCUAUCUAUCUCAGUCUGUUCAUUUCUGUCUGUCUAGCUAGCUUGCGGAGUCUGUCCCUAUCUAUCUAUCUAUCUCAUUCUUUUCGUAUCUAUCUAUAUAUCUAUCUGUCUGAUUUGUUCAUAUCUAUCUAUCUAUCUCACCCUGUUCGUAUCUAUCUAUUCAUCUAUCUAUCUAUCUAUCUAUCUAUCUAUCUAUCUAUCUAUUCAUAUUUCACGCCGCUUACUGACACUUUCUACUUGACACUGUGUCAAGAAGACUUCACUCUUAUUGUUGUUGUCAUAAAGACUAAAAAUGAUUGCACGCUCUGUAAAUCUCAUUCUUCCUUCUUCUUCGUCUUCUUUUUCUUCUUCAUUUUCUUCUUCUUUUUAUUCUUCUUCUUCGUUUUCUUUUUUCUCCUUUUUCUUCUUCCUUUUCCUUUUUCUUCUUUUUCUACCUCUUUAUUCUUCUUCUUCUUCCUCUUUAUUCUUAUUCUUCGUUUUUUCUUCUUUUUCUUCUUCUUGAUCUUCUUUUUCUUAUUUUUCUUCUUCAUCUUCCUUUUUCUUCAUCUUCGUCUUCUUUGUCUUCUUCUUUUUCUUCUUUUUCUUCGUCCUUUCUGUUUUUUCUUUUUCUUCCUUUUUAUACUUUUUCUUUUCUUUUUCUUCAUUUCUUUUUCUUCUUCCUUUUUCUUUUUCUUCUUCUAUUUCUACCUCUUUAUUCUUCUUCUUCUUCUUCCUCUUUAUUCUUAUUUUUCGUUUUUUCUUCUUUUUCUUCUUCUUGAUCUUCUUUUCCUUAUUUUUCUUCCUCGUCUUCCUUUUUCUUCUUACUCGUCUUCUUUUUCUUAUUUUUUUCUUUUUUCUUCUUUUUUCUUCAUCUUUUUUCUUCUUUUUUCUUCAUCUUUUUUCUUCUUCCUUUUUUCUUUUUCUUCUUUUUCUUCCUCUUUAUUCUUCUUUUCUUCUUCGUCUUCUUUUUCAUCGUAUUCAUUUCUUCUUUUUCUUCUUCUUCGUCUCCUUUUUCGUAUUUUUUCUUUUUUUCUUUUUUUCUUCUUUUCUUCUUUUCAUUAUUCUUCUACUUUUUCUUCUUCUUCUUCCUUUUCUUCUUCUUCUCAAAAAGGGAUAUAUAAAUAUAUAUGA